UUCUUUCUUUUACCCCUUCCCACCACUCUCUGCAAUUUUCAUCAUAUUCUCUCUCCUCUUUUUUUCCCCCUUCACCAUGAUCACCCCAUAAUUACCUCCAUUUCCAUCAUCUUCAUCUUCAUCUUCAACCCUAAAUUUCUCACUCUCUCUCCUCCAUCAAUCCGCCAUGGAUCCAAAUCCAACGAACUUCCCAAUCCUCUCCUAUGUCAUGUCCCGUCUUCCCGCUUCCAUCUCCUCCAUCCGUUCUCCCACUGCGCGCGCGCACGACAUUGAAGAACCUCCAAUUUCAUCGCCAUCAUCAUCUUCUUCAUCUGCUCCUUUUUUCCAGGAUCCUCUCGUUGAGCGUAUGCCGCACCUUAAAGAUCCUAAGGUGAUGUCCGCCAUGGCUGAAGCUGUUUCUGAGAUCUCUCAAACUCGUUCGAUUCUUCAAGCUCUCGGUGAACGUCCCGAUCAUGAAGCGAUUGAUAUCGCGAAAUCGAAAGUUGCUGAAAUUGAAAGUGUUUUGUCUUCUCAACUUGAGGAGAUCGCUCUCUCUCCUCGACGUGCUGAUGUUGAUAAGGAGAGAGAAAAUGCGGAGAGAGAGAAGAUGAUGUAUAAGGCUGUGAUUCAACUUGAUGAGAUGCAUGAUGCGUAUGAGAAGUUGUUGAGGAGUUCGGAGGAGAAACUUAUGAAGAUUUAUGAUUCUGCUGUUAGAGAAAAGGAAGAAGGUGAUGAGGAUGAUGAAGAGGAGAAUCAGGUUGUUGAUGAGGUUAAUGAGGAAGUUGUUGCGAUUUUGAAGGAUGAGAAUAUUGAUAAGGUUGAUUUGACUGGGAGGAAAUUGAGGAUUCUUCCUGAAGCGUUUGGGAAACUUCGUCAUCUUCUUGUUCUUAAUUUGUCCAGCAAUCAAUUCCAGUCCCUUCCUGACUCUAUAGCUGGACUGGAAAUUCUUGAAGAUUUAAAUUUGUCCUCCAAUUCUCUGCAAUCACUGCCAGACUCCAUUGGUCUGCUGCUUAAAUUGAAGAUCCUCAAUGUUUCUGGCAACAAGCUAACUGCCCUUCCUGACAGCAUCAGCCACUGCAAGUCACUGGUGGAGUUAGAUGCGAGUUUCAAUAACCUCGCAUAUUUGCCAACUAACAUAGGUUAUGAGAUGGUGAACUUGAGAAAACUUUCAGUUCAAUACAACAAGAUCCGCUCUCUUCCCACUUCUGUCGGAGAGAUGAAAUCUCUGCAAAACCUGGACGUGCACUUCAAUGAGCUUCAUGGCCUUCCUGCCACCAUUGGCAAAUUGACUAAUCUUUUGACCCUGAAUCUGAGUGGUAAUUUCAGUGAUUUGAAGGAGUUGCCUCUGACAUUUGGCGAAUUAAUAAAUCUCGAAGAACUUGACCUUAGCAACAACCAGAUUCAUGCAUUGCCAGAUUCAUUUGGUAAGCUAGAGAAGUUGGUGAAACUCAAUUUGGAACAAAACCCUAUUGUCAUUCCACCCAUUGAGGUUGUGAAAGAUGGAGUCGAAACAGUGAAGAUUUACAUGGCUAAGAGAUGGGCUGAUCUCCUGUUGGAGGAAGAAGAAAGGAGCAAGCAAGAGACGGAGGAAGUACAAGAUAAUGGAUGGUUAAAACGAAGUGUUUCUAAGCUGAAUGACGUCGUUACAAAAGCCUCUGAAUAUCUAGGAUCUCCUCGAAGUCCUCGAGACCCUUGCCUUGACCAGCAGCUAUGAUCGUUAACAACUAACGAUUCUCCUUUUCCUUCUUUCUGUUCUCUUUUACGAACAUUGCUGGUUUGUGCAACUAUACAAGCACCCUGCACCUUUCCCUCCCAGUGCUUUUUGUUUGUUCCAGCUUGUUAUGGUCAGCAAGUCCUUCAUAAGGUUCUCUGUUUGCUAUGAUUGAACCCUUUGAUUUGCUCACUGAGUUUUGCAGAUAAAGUGUAGGAGAACAAUUUUUAGUGUGUAAUAAGUACGAAAAUUGAAGCGUGCUUAGUCUUGGCUGUUAAUUUUAGAACAGUUCUUUCCUUUUCUUCUAGAUUUUUGCUCAGAUUUAUUGUAAUCACAAAUGCUAUUUUUAUAAUUAAUAAUCAUAUUACUCCCUCUGCUUUUAUUUA
This is a messenger RNA of Beta vulgaris subsp. vulgaris (sugar beet), 2076 nucleotides long. Its product is annotated as plant intracellular Ras-group-related LRR protein 9. NCBI's taxonomy places the organism in Eukaryota, Viridiplantae, Streptophyta, Magnoliopsida, Caryophyllales, Amaranthaceae. Bases 167 to 1693 code for a protein of 508 amino acids. The transcript has 3 exons. Gene Ontology annotation, molecular function: protein binding. The record is from RefSeq and is a predicted model, not a curated record.